Cynara cardunculus var. scolymus (artichoke) is the source of this 3423-nucleotide messenger RNA. RefSeq names its product probable leucine-rich repeat receptor-like protein kinase At1g35710. Bases 1 to 3423 code for a protein of 1140 amino acids. Gene Ontology annotation, biological process: protein phosphorylation. The transcript has 2 exons. The record is from RefSeq and is a predicted model, not a curated record. NCBI's taxonomy places the organism in Eukaryota, Viridiplantae, Streptophyta, Magnoliopsida, Asterales, Asteraceae. Gene Ontology annotation, molecular function: protein kinase activity; protein binding; ATP binding.
AUGGAUCCUUUCUUCUCACAUAUAUUCCCAUUCCUUAUGGUUUUUGCUUGGUUUGUCAUCACAAAUGAAUCCACUUUGCACAAUUCUGCUUCUACUUUUGCUGGUUCUAAACAAGAUUAUGCUCUCAUCAUGUGGAAAUCCAGCCUCGAAAAUCAUGUGUCCUUGUCUUCAUGGUCAUUAAUUCCUCCCAGAUAUUAUAACUCUUCUACGGAUGUAGUUUCAUGCAGUUGGUUUGGAGUUUCCUGUCACUUGGAUGGAAGCAUCAAGAAGUUGAACCUCUCAUCAUCUAGUUUGAAAGGUACAAUGUACAAGUUCCCAUUUUCAUCAUUUCCCAAUCUUACUUCGCUUGAUUUGAGCACAAAUGAGUUCUUUGGACACAUUCCGUACCAAAUCAGUCAACUCCAGAAACUUGUCCAUCUUGAUUUUUCUGACAAUCAAUUCUCAAAAGAGAUCCCACGAGAAAUUGGGAAUCUGAGCUCGCUCACUACCCUUUAUUUGUGGGGAAACAAUAUUUAUGGUCCUAUUCCUCAUGAGAUAGGGAAUUUGAGGUUUCUUGUAAAUCUAGGUAUUUCCAAAAAUCAUCUAGAUGGUUCCAUUCCUUCUUCACUUGGGAAUCUGAGCUUGCUCACUACUCUUUAUUUGUUUGAAAACGAUCUUUCUGGGCCUAUACCUCAUGAGAUGGGGAAUAUGAGGUCUCUUGUAAAUCUAGCAAUUUACGAAAAUCAUAUGGAUGGUUCCAUUCCUUCUUCAUUUGGGAAUCUGAGCUUGCUCACUACACUUUAUUUGUAUGAAAAUGAACUUUCUGGGCCUAUUCCUCAUGAGAUAGGGAAUUUGAGGUCUCUUGCAGAUCUAGAAAUUGAAGAAAAUCAUAUGGAUGGCUCCAUUCCUCCUUCAUUUGGGAAUUUGAGCUCACUUACUACACUUUAUUUGUAUCAAAAUCAACUUUCUGGGCCUAUUCCUCAUGAGAUAGGGAAUUUGAGGUCUCUUGUAGAUCUAGAAAUUGAUGAAAAUCGUCUGGAUGGUUCCAUUCCUUCUUCACUUGGGAAUCUUAGCUUGCUCACUAAACUUUAUUUGUAUGCAAAUGAACUUUCUGGUCCUAUUCCUCAUGAGAUAGGGAAUUUGAGGUCUGUUGUAGAUCUAGAAAUUGACGAAAAUCGUUUGGAAGGUUCCAUUCCUCCUUCAAUUGGGAAUCUUAGCUUGCUCACUAAACUUUAUUUGUCUGAAAAUGAAAUUUCUGGGCCUAUUCCUCAUGAGGUAGGGAAUUUGAGGUCUCUUGUAGAUCUAGCAAUUUCUGAAAAUCAUCUAGAAGGUUCCAUUCCUCCUUCAUUUGGGAACCUGAGUUUGCUCAUUACACUUCAUUUGGAAAACAAUGGCCUUUCCGGACCUAUUCCAUAUGAGCUAGGGAAUUUAGGGUCUCUUUUGAGUUUACAAUUGUACAACAAUACACUUUCUGGAAAUUUACCCAAUAGAAUGUUCCAAGGUGGAAAGAUUCAAAAAAUUAGUUUGUCUGACAAUGCGUUCAAUGGUCCAAUCCCACAAAGCCUAGGAAAUUGUUCAGAUUUAAUUAGAAUUUGGUUUGAUGGAAAUUUUCUAUCCGGAGAUAUUUCUGAAAGUUUUGGCAUACAUCCAAAAUUGUAUUUUGUAAACCUUGCGAGGAACUAUUUUCAUGGGGAGUUGACUGAUAAAUGGGGUACGUUCAAGAAACUGGGAACCCUCGAUAUCUCUGCAAACAAUAUCACUGGUACGAUUCCCCGAGAAUUUGGAGAUUUGAUUAUGCUAGAACGAGUUAAUCUCUCUUUGAAUCGAUUGAUUGGAAAUAUUCCCAAGGAACUCGGUAAUUUAAAGGAUAUGCUAUACUUGGAUCUCAGCAAUAAUCAAUUUUCAGGACCAAUACCGGAAGAGCUUGGAUUGCUAACUAAGCUUAGGGAACUUGACAUUUCAAAUAAUAAAAUGAGUGGAGUAAUUCCAAGAAUUCUUGCAAAUUGUGAGGAACUUGAUUCCUUAAACUUGAGCCACAAUGAUUUAAACCAAGAAAUUCCAAUCCAGAUAUUAGAGUUAAGGCAUUUGAGUAAGCUUGAUCUAAGCCAUAAUUUCCUUGUUGGGGAGAUAUCAUCCAAGUUUCGAAGUCUGCAAAGUAUAGAAGUUCUUAAUCUAUCCCACAAUCACCUCUCUGGUACCAUUCCUAUCACAUUUGCGGGUAUGCGUAGCUUAAUUUUUGCAGAUGUCUCCUAUAACUGUUUAGAGGGUCUUAUCCCUAAAUGCAAUGCCUUCACUAAAGCUUCAAUGCUAGAAGGGAACAAAGGGCUAUGUGGUGACAUUGUUGGAUUUAAACGAUGCACAAUGUCAAGAAAAGACAAGCACAUUAUGUCCCUAGUAAUCGUGUUUAGUAUUUUAGGAGCACUUGUGUUUCUGAGUACAGUCGUAGGGCUUGUGAUAUUUUAUGAAAAAAGAAAGAGAACACCUGUAAGUGAAGUAUUACAAGAAGAGCACCAAAGUUUGUUUUGCAUUACCAACUUUGAUGGAAAAUCAUUAUAUGAUGAGAUCUUGAAUGCAACAAAUGAUUUUGACACUGAGUUUUGCAUUGGAGAAGGAACACAUGGUACUGUUUACAAGGCAAUUCUUGGAUCAGAUACGAUAGUAGCUGUGAAGAAAGUGCACUUUCCGUUCCAACAAUCUAAUGAUGUAAGUUUUGUUAAUGAGGUGACAACAUUAACAAAUAUAAGGCAUCGUAACAUUGUGAAGCUAUACGGAUUUUGUUCACAUGCCCGUCACUCAUUCCUGAUUUAUGCUUACCUUGAACGGGGUAGUUUGAAAGCAGUGCUAGAUGAAGAAAACGAAGCUAUGAGAUUGGAUUGGAGUAAGAGGUUAAAUAUAAUCAAAGGAGUGGCAGAUGCUUUGUCUUAUAUGCAUCAUGAUUGUUCACCCCCAAUUGUUCAUCGUGACGUAUCAAGCAAAAAUAUUUUGCUAGACGCGGAGUAUGAGGCUCAAGUUUCUGACUUUGGCACUGCCAAAUUCUUAAAGCUUGACUCUUCAAAUUGGAGUGAGCUUGCAGGCACAUAUGGAUAUAUUGCACCAGAGUUUGCUUACACGAUGAGAGCAACUGAAAAGUGCGACGUGUAUAGCUUUGGGGUUUUGGCACUUGAAGUGAUCAAAGGACAACAUCCCCAUGAUCUUAUUGAAGUUCUGUCAUCUCCGUUCUCUGAGAAACUGGACUUGAAUGAUUUGGUGGAUCUUCGUAUCGCACCCUCUUCAUUACAAACUAAGAUGAUAUUGGAAUAUGUGAUUAUGGUCGCAAUAGAAUGUCUACAAACCAUUCCAAAAAGAAGGCCAACAAUGUAUCAAGUCUCUGCACGCCUAUCGGCCCUUGGUCUACCAAUGAUCACAAGCACCCGUAACACUCACUUGGAAACAAUCUCUCACUAG